Plasmodium relictum is the source of this 2559-nucleotide messenger RNA. It is a transcript of the gene GcpE, whose product is annotated as 4-hydroxy-3-methylbut-2-en-1-yl diphosphate synthase, putative. Bases 1 to 2559 code for a protein of 852 amino acids. Gene Ontology annotation, molecular function: iron ion binding; 4-hydroxy-3-methylbut-2-en-1-yl diphosphate synthase activity (ferredoxin). The record is from RefSeq and is a predicted model, not a curated record. Gene Ontology annotation, biological process: terpenoid biosynthetic process; isopentenyl diphosphate biosynthetic process, methylerythritol phosphate pathway. The transcript has a single exon. NCBI's taxonomy places the organism in Eukaryota, Apicomplexa, Aconoidasida, Haemosporida, Plasmodiidae.
AUGUUUUCUAUAAAAAGAUUAAUUCUUUUUAUGUUAGUGUUUUUUUCUUUUGUAAAAAUAAAAAGGUUUAUUAGUAAAAUUUAUAAUAUACAUAUAUAUGCGGAAUCAAAAAAAUGUGUAGGAAAUAAUGCCUUUCUUUUUUUAUUGAAUCUAGGAAAAAAUAAUAAUUUUGAAAAUAAAAUGAACUAUGUUAUAAAUAAAGAAACAAGGAAAAAAAGUAAUUUUAUACGUUCAUUGAUAAAUAAUGAAAAAAAUUAUGCAAUGAAUAGUAAAACAAAUGCACAGGAUGAAAAAAAGUAUAAUUUAAUAAAAAAUUUAAAAAAGUAUUGUGAAUGUACUAAAAAAUUUAGGAGAUUGCCAACAAGAGAAGUUGCAAUUGGAAAUAUAAAAAUUGGUGGUAAUAAUAAAAUAGCAAUUCAAACUAUGACAAGUUGUGACACUAGAAAUAUAGAAGAAUGCGUUUAUCAAAUUAAGAAAUGUAGAGAUUUGGGGGCCGAUAUUGUAAGACUAACAGUUCAAGGUGUUCAAGAAGCAGAAGCAAGUUAUUAUAUUAAAGAAAAAUUAUUGUCUGAAAAUGUGACUAUUCCUUUAGUAGCAGAUAUCCAUUUUAACCCUAAAAUUGCCUUAAUGGCGGCAGAUGUAUUUGAAAAAAUUAGGGUUAAUCCUGGAAAUUAUGUAGAUGGAAGAAAAAAAUGGAUAAAUAAAGUUUAUAAAACAAAAGAAGAAUUUGAUGAGGGAAAAUUAUUCAUAAAAGAAAAAUUUGUACCGUUAAUUGAAAAAUGCAAAAGAUUAAAUAGAGCAAUACGUAUAGGCACCAACCACGGUUCUUUAUCAGCUCGAAUGCUUUCCUAUUAUGGUGAUACCCCUUUAGGAAUGGUUGAAUCUGCCUUUGAAUUCUCAGAUUUGUGUAUAGAGAAUAAUUUUUAUAAUAUAGUCUUUUCUAUGAAAGCGUCUAAUGCUUACGUUAUGAUACAUUCAUAUAGAUUGUUGGCGUCUAAACAAUAUGAAAGAAAUAUGUUUUUCCCCAUACAUUUAGGAGUGACAGAGGCUGGAUUUGGAGAUAAUGGAAGAAUAAAGUCUUAUUUAGGAAUAGGAUCAUUAUUAUAUGAUGGAAUAGGAGAUACUAUUAGAAUAUCAUUAACAGAAGAUCCAUGGGAAGAAUUAAUUCCUUGUACAAAAUUAAUUGAGAAUUUUAGAAAAAGAAUAUUUUACACUGAGAAGAUAGAUGAUUAUAUAAGCAUAAAUGAAAAAAAUAAUAAUAUAUCAAUUGACGGUUAUAAUAUCCCCCCAAAAAAUGUAGAUAUAAACAAUCUUAGUAAUAAUAUAAUUAGUAAGAGUCAAAAUCAUAAGGAUGAAAAGAAAGGAAUGGGAAAUGAAGAAAAUAGUUAUGAUAAAAAAAUUCAAACUGAUAAAUCUAACAUGAAGAGUUUCUUAAAUUUUGAAGAAAAUUUCAGAAAUUUUAAUAAUAUAGUAAAAAGAACCGUGGAUAAAAAUGGUAAUGUAUUGCAUGAAGACUGCACUAUUGGUAAUGUAGUUACAGUAAAAGAGUUAGAAGAUUCCCUACAAAUAUUCAAAGACUUAAAUAUAGAAAUAGAUCAAAAUGGAAAAUUAAAAAGGGGAGCUAAGACUAGUGACAUAAUUAUUGUAAAUAAAUUUGAAACUGUAACGGAUUUAGCCAAAAAAACAAUUGAAAAAUUAAUGGAAGUAGGAUUACAUGUGUUGAUAGAACAUCAGCAAAAAAACAUUGAUAUUAUUCAAAAAUUAAAAGGUAAUAAUAUAUUGUUGUAUACUGACAUAGAAACUAUGAUGAAUAUUUUGGAAAAAAAUAAAAAGAUUGAAAUAAAUAAUAUAAAAGGAUACUCUCUAAUUUUGAAUGGAAAAGAAGAUAUUGAAAUGGUAGAAAAAAUUAAAAAACUAAAUCCAUUUCCUUUAUUUAUUCUCUUAAAAUCGGAUAGCAUAUAUGAGCAUGUAUUAAUUACAAGAAGACUAAAUGAACUACUGCAUUCUUUAAAUAUAAAAAUACCAUUUAUACAUUAUGUUGAUAUUAAUUCUACUAAUUAUGAUGAUAUAUUAGUUAAUGCAACAUUAUAUGCGGGAAGUUGCUUAAUCGAUCUAAUGGGAGAUGGACUAAUUAUUAAUGUAACUAAUAGUGACUUUAAACAAAAAGAAGACAAAAAUAAAAACUUAAGUCGUGUUGCUUUAAACUCCUUUUUAACAUUAAAUAUUUUACAAGACACUCGUAUUCGCUUAUUUAAAACAGAUUAUAUAGCAUGUCCAUCCUGUGGAAGAACAUUAUUUAAUAUACAAGAGACAACUAAAAAAAUUAUGAAACUAACAGGGCACUUAAAAGGGGUCAAAAUUGCAGUUAUGGGUUGCAUUGUAAAUGGAAUAGGGGAAAUGGCAGAUGCACAUUUUGGCUAUGUUGGAAGUGCACCUAAAAAAAUUGAUUUGUAUUAUGGCAAAGAAUUAGUAGAAAGAAAUAUACCUGAAGAAGAAGCCUGUGAUAAAUUAAUAGAACUAAUUAAAAAGCAUAAUAAGUGGCAAGAUCCGCCAAAUUGA